Molecule: messenger RNA, 2172 nt
Organism: Aspergillus saccharolyticus JOP 1030-1
Lineage: Eukaryota; Fungi; Ascomycota; Eurotiomycetes; Eurotiales; Aspergillaceae
Exons: 1
Coding region: 1-2172 (723 amino acids)
Source: RefSeq, a predicted model, not a curated record
AUGUCCGCCCUGGAGGUUCCCGAGACUGGGUUGUCUCUCUGCAGAGACAACCACAGCAAUGAUCCGACAGCCAAACCACCUCAAAUCAUGCGAUUGAAUCUCGCCCAGAGCACCCUUGACGAAUUGAUUCAAAGCCUUCGGAACGAUCAGACAGCUCGGCUUCGCCUCGGAAAACAUCCGUCCCUCCACUACGGCACUAAAUCCCAUUCGUUCCAUUCCCGUCCUGAAACGCAUCGAUCCGAGUUCUAUACUGGCAGUGCCGCUGAUAAAGAGAACCUCUACUUUUCGGGUGUUUUGAGCCAUAGCUUGGAGGUUCAGAAGGCUAAGGAGGCUACCGCAGCUACGGAUCAGGCGCUGGCAAAUCUCGAGCAAAGCCUGAACGCUUUCGAGAGGGGGAAGGGCAAAACUCACUUCAUCAAUGGUAGUGAUGAUGUGCGAGCUCUCCGGGCCGGUGACAAUCGGACCAGCACCGGCAAACAGGCCGCCCGCCUGGCUCGUAUGCCUGCUACCAAAGUGGAGCUGGAGAAAGACCGAUUGCUCACUGCUGCUAAUCGGUCGGUGUCGUCGAGCCCAGCUCUGGGAGUGGCUCGAUCUCCAGGAGGGCCUCUCACUCCCCUCACGCCCACGUCCGUGCCCUUUUCGCAAAACAAAGAUCGUGUUCGCCUCGAGGCCCUCAAGGUCCCCUUCAUUCACCUCCUCGCUAUUCGGGCUGUAUCUGCCCAGUUUCUGGCGCGCCAGACCCGCUCCACCCUCGAAGACUGCGAGACCUUGGCUCGGAGAUACGGCGUGGAGAAUCGAAUCAACCCGGAAAAGUACGACCUAAGAGAUAAAACGUACAAGGAUCUCGAUGUCUGGAAAUUCCCGUACCCGUCCCAGGAGGACCGACAGGAAGCUAUCGAAAAUGCCAUUUCUGCGUUCGAUCGCAUGCGCAUAUCUCGCACUGACAAGCUCUGGCAGAUGCUUCUGCCGAAGGAGGAACGGGGCAAGGGCAAGUGUCUGUCGCGGUUGGACUUGCGAAUAGGCCCUAUAAAGAAGGCCUUGACCCCUCGGAUACAAGUGCAACCUUCCGAGGAUACCGGCAAGGAUGGUUACACCACUGGCCAGGACACCGAUAAAGGCACUGCAUCCGGCUUUACGCCGAAGGCAGGAGAACCCACAUCGGCUCCUAGGUCUGUGCCUACUGUGUCUAAAAAACGAGUCGCUGAAAAGGAUGCUUCGAUGAAGCGCUCGACCACCAAAACAAAGACUGCAGCCAACAGUACAUUGACCGGUCGGGUGACAAAGAAGGCUGAGCGUAAAUUCACUGGGAAGCCGGAGGCCAAGUUCAAGUCGGCUGAAUUUGUACAUGAUUCUGACGAGGAUGACACGGAUAUGCCUGAAGCCUCUUCCUCGGAAAAACCUCCGGCGGAAGCAACCAAGCUUCAGCCACAACCAAAGCCUACCACCAAAGCGGCCGAAUCAGUUCACAACAGGGAAUCCUCACACGUCCCAACACCCAAGGUGGAGCAACCCGAGCCUACCACAAAGCCCGGCCCUUCUCCUCAAGUCGCUGGCAAGCUUCCAGCUGCAAAGAGACCACCUUCGACGCGGCCACCCGCCCAAAAGUCCCCUGCGAAGCCGUCACCGCUCGGAUCAUCACCCCCGACAAAUGUUUCCGAUGUUCAAAGUCGUAGCCGCUCCUCGAGCCAGAACAAUUCGUCCAGCUCUUCCUCUUCUCCGCUCAUCUCACAGAUUUCCAAGCCAUCCCGCUCACUUACCGCUGCCGCGCCCACAAUCCGGAAAGUAACCAAGCCGAACGGUGCGACCAAGGGGACUGAGUUGUCAAAUCCAUUGAAACGAAAAGCGGAGCUAGACCGACCUCCAGCUCAGGCUCUAGGCCAGGGUCGAACAACUGGAAAUCUAGAGCAUAAAAGGCGACGGGCAGUAAGCACGUCCAGUGGUAGCACUGGCAGUGCUUCGCCACCACUCAGUCGUGAACUACUCACUCAACAGCUGCACGAGAAGUCGCGGAAGUUCAAACAGUUCUAUGCCAAAUAUUACGAGCUUCAUCGAUCACUAGCGUCGCAGCCCAAACCGUCUCAGGUCGACCUAGACCGACUUCACAAACAACAUGUUCGCCUACAACGGAUGAAAAAAGAAAUUUGGGAUGAGGAUCGACAGUUGAGGGAUUGA